AUGACUGACACCCUAUUAGUCAGUCACUAUGGCGAAGAUCUCAGUGAUUGUGGUAACUGGACUAUGCCAUGUCGUACUGUGCGACAUGCUGUAAAGAUGUCCAAUAAUGGAGAUCAAAUUUAUAUUGAUUAUGCACAAGGAAGACCUUAUACGGAAUGCGAGAAUAUGACACAAUCAACGUGCUCUAUCGAGUUGACAAAAUCUGUUUCAUUUCAUGGUAUCAAUGGACGAGCGGAACUUCGAUGUAAAAAAAGUUGUAAGUUUUUUAUCAUAAAGAGCCCAAAUUCUAAUGCAACGCGUAUCAAAUUCGUUAACUUGGUUAUAUCAAAUUCAGACACUGUUACUGAGCUUCACGAAGGAACCAGGUCGGAAUUAGUAUUUCAAAAUAUGUUGGUCAUAGAUAACCUUUACGCUAUAUACAGCAAAUAUUCGAUUGACUGUUCCAUUAUGAUAACCAACUCGAGUUUCGAGCAUAAUUUUCACUGGGGAAUUCAUCUGCGAUGUGCCAAUCUCACUUUUUUUACAAACUCCAGUACCUUCAAAUUAACUCCUGUACAGUCCUUGACAAAUAUUGCUGAAAAGCCAAGACGCUGGCAAAAAACAGAGAUUUUGGUCCGAAAUACGAUCUUUGAUGGUAGAAAUGUUCAAAAAUGCGUCUCAAUGCUCACGAUAAAGCCAUUUGCAGCUAUAUUCAAUGUUACCAUAACUGACUCAGAGUUCAAAAAUCAUGUUGCCAUUUGUAGGUCCAAAUACACAAAUCAGUUUUCUACAUUACGAAUAUACGACCAUCAGUCAACACCACGUAAUAUAACAUUUAUAUUUUUGAGCAAUCUAUUAAUUGAAAAUAACCACAAUAACUGGGCAGCAUUUUCAAUGACUGUCGGCUAUCUGGGUUACACUGAGGUAGAAGAAAUGAUACGAGACAGUAUUUUUAGGAAUAACUCGAUAGCACUUCGGGUUUCUAUUCGGUAUUUUGGUAAGAAUUCUACAACCAAGUUUCCAACAAUAAUUCAUGAGAAUAAUACGUUUGUUGAUAAUAUUAAUGAAGUGCUAAAACCAGAUGGCGCAGCCGCAAUUUACUUUGGCAAUGGUAAAAGCCGAGUUUCAUCAUGUCGUUUCCUUGACAACAGGGCCGGAGGAAAUCCGUACACGGACGUAGUAACAAUUUCUGCAGCGGCGAAAGUUACGUUCUUCAAUUCUCAUUUUGAAAAUCGGCAAACAGAAGUGCUGUCUAAUCAGCUUUUUGCAGCAGGGAAUAGACCAGUUAAUUUCGUUGGCGAAAAUACGUUUAAUUUAGUCGCACUGAAAGACAGACAGACCGUAUUUAUUCGCACACCAACUGUUUUUAAUACUGGAGCUGUGAUUAGGAAGAAUUUUAAGAUAUUUUGUCCACAAGGUUACAAAUUAAACCAGCAGCGACAAUGUGAUGUUAUCAGGAAGGGAAUCAAGUGUUACUAUAUUAAUGUCCAAUGUGAACAGUGUCCAACAGAAACGUACACACUCGAAAGAGGCGAGCUAAUUUUCAAUAAAAGCAAUGAUAUCCAAUGCCAGCAAUGUCCUCGAGGAGGGAACUGUAACAACGGACUUGUCAGAGCCAAACAGAACUUUUGGGGUUACAAAACAAAAAUGAAACUCUACUUUAAUCAAUGUCCACCAGGAUAUUGUUGCCACACCAAGAAUUGCGUCACCUAUGAUAGUUGCUUUGGACUCAGAUCUGGUACACUUUGUGGUCAAUGUUCAGUAGGAAUGUCGGAGAGUUUGUUUUCCACAGAAUGUAUAUCAAACAAAGAAUGCUCCUUAAAUUAUAUUUUUAGUCUUGGUGUAAUUGCAAUGCUAGUUCUAUACCUUGUAUUUUUUCUUUACUAUUCGGAGAUUGUGGACUUUCUUCGAACGAAUUUAUUUAGUAAGGCUUUGUCAUUCUCACUAAAUGGCAGAACUGACCAAAGAAACAAUACUAGUACUGAUGAUAAUACUUCUUCAUCCAGUGGGAUGAUUAAGAUAUUCUUUUAUUACUACCAAGUUUGUAAUUUGUUAAGGAGCUCUGUGGGUUCUUCUAACAAGGUGAAAUUCAUAUAUAAUUUUGAGAAUGUUAUCUCAAAAGUAAUGAAUAUCAUUCUAGUGAAUCUUUCGUCAUUUAAUUGUCUUUUCAAAGACCUUCGUGCUGUUCCUAAGGCAGUCAUACUACAUUCUGUAGGAUAUUUUCUUCUCGCUCUUCUUUGUCUUCUUUAUUUGAUAAGCAAGUUAUCUCUGAUCGUAAGAAGACGAAAAAAUGAUGGUGAAAGAGGAACAACGUUGCAAUAUAUUGCAACAUUAAGCUCAGUUCACAGAGAUAGAGCUACAAGAUUCUCAUUGUCCGAACGAGUUGUUUCUGCCUUCACAUAUAUUUCUUUAUUAAUGUACGCCUCCUCAGCGGAACUCUGCCUCUCACUUCUUCACUGUGUACCAGUUGGUGACAGUCAGGUCUUAUUUCUUGAUGGUAAUAUUAAAUGUUAUCAAACAUUUCAAUAUUUCCUUCUUGCUUACAUGAUUUCUUCCGUAGUUCCAUUUUGUCUUGUUCCUGUCCUCGGUACCUGUCUUUUAAAAAUUCAUCGAAUUGGUGUUAAACAAUUUUGCGCAGCUUGUAUCUUUCCUCUGCCGUUUUGUUGUUGUUGGUUAUAUUUGUUGCUUAAGGAUUUCCGUUGUGGAAAUUCGGGAACGUAUAACACAAUAGAACAAACUUAUACUACGGUAAGACGUAAACAAGAUAAUGACGAAAGACCAAGCCUUAGUAGUGAAGAGAUUACCUUUGACUGCAAUGAGAGCAAUGAAACCACUUUUUCGGAAAAUGAAUCUGCCAUUCUCAGUGUGUUGUUGGGUCCUUUUAGACCUCAUCAAG
Messenger RNA from Paramuricea clavata, 2875 nucleotides. Lineage: Eukaryota; Metazoa; Cnidaria; Anthozoa; Malacalcyonacea; Plexauridae. The record is from the annotation of a GenBank genome assembly.